UUCGCGGUCACACUGCCGAUGUUGUUGCAGCUCUAGCGCAGAGUUGUUCUCUAAAUUUCCUGUCGCGAAACUUUAUCAUUUAUAAUUAAUUCGCAAGCCAUGGCCGAGCUAGACGAUUUCUUCGCGAAAAAGGACAAGAAGAAGUCGAAGAACAAGACCAAGUUCGUGACCGCAGAUGAGCUGGUGAAAAACCUAGAAGAUGGCAGCAAGCGGGAGGCGGUCAAGCCAAAAAAACCCGAAGCAGUCGCUGGCGGCGUGGCAGUGGUGGGCGAAAACGAGAACAGCGGCACCAAGGUGCCAGAGACCCCGCCCGUUGAGGAGGAGUGGAAGGAGUUCGAAGAGGAGCAGCGCAAGGACUACAGCGGCCUCAAGAUCGGCCAACUGAGCACCAUAACUACCCAGGAAUCCGCCGAGCGCGCUGCUCGGGUACCCUCCGCUCAGGACGGCGGUUCCCACGACGAGGAAGAGGAAGACAGCAACGGGUAUGACAAUGCAGACGCCAACAAAGAGCGCGUCGGGCAUGGCCCCUGGAAGAAGGUCAUUCCGGCCGAGGAGGUGAUGCAGAUCCCGGUGCCGGUGGAGGUGGAAAAACCCUCAUCGAAAACUUACGUUUCACCCGCGCUACGCUACAGUCAGCAGGCCGGAAGCGGACUGGCAGGUGGGUCUAUCGGCGGAGCCCUGCGUCCACGACGCGCAGCCCCCGACAUCACCAACACCGAGUUCUUUCCAACGCUCAGUGCGGCGCGUCCAGAGGAACAGCGCAAGAAGAAAAACGAACCCGCCUUUGAAGAAGUCCGCCAUGGGGGCCGCUUCCAGCGCGUGCAGGAGUCGACGACUGCCCCGGUAGCGGCCUCUAACCGAUUCCAGUCGCUCGACGACGAGGCCAGCUAGGUCCGGACACGCCCAGGGUGCUGAUGCUGGCCGCGAGGUCUGCUUUCUACCACAGUGUUGGCUGCAGAGCUUAAGUCAUCCAAGGGCUCUGCGCCAACGCGUUCAGAUUUUCUAGGCUUUUUGAUUCAUCUUUACCUCCUCCACUGCUACUCCUACCCUACACAAACCACUAUUGUUCAUUUCGUUUUGCAUUUUGAAGUAUGGAAUCAAUGUAAUAGAAUACGAAUAACAGCCAUGCGUUGAAAUCCGUUUAUAAACGUUACUUUUUUAUAA
Messenger RNA from Drosophila ficusphila, 1164 nucleotides. RefSeq names its product protein CDV3 homolog. Bases 100 to 891 code for a protein of 263 amino acids. The transcript has 4 exons. The record is from RefSeq and is a predicted model, not a curated record. Gene Ontology annotation, cellular component: cytoplasm. Lineage: Eukaryota; Metazoa; Arthropoda; Insecta; Diptera; Drosophilidae.